UCUAACGUAUAUAGCAUACACAGUAUAAAGUAUAUAAAAAUAAUAUGUAGCAAAAAGCGACAUAAAAUUAUUAUUAUCUUAUAAAUAUUCGGGAUAAAAACAAGUAAUCAAGGAAAAUGACAUCCCUCCUCGAUGAAUCUGACUCUGACGAUGGAGGUUCAAAUUGGCAAGUGGAGCUCCAAUCUCACAGGAUGGAAAUUAUUAACCGGGUCGAAUAUUUUCGAAUAUCUCCAAUGUUACAAGCACACAUGAUAUUCGAUCGAGAUGACGACGAAGAAAUUUCAAAUCAGUUUACACAUCCAACUUCCAAAAUACAAAUGAAUCGAACAAUUGAUAAACUACUAAAGAAAGGCGAUGAAAACUAUUCGAAAUUUCUGAAAAUACUUUCCACAUCAUAUCCUGAUAUAUACAAGUCCAUGACGGGAAAAGAACCACCACCGACACCAGAAAAGCCACCAGAUGUGAUUCCGCCUCAUGUCUCUUCACUUCCUGGUACAAAUGAUGAACUCGUGGCAAUUUUGAUCGAGAGAUUUGAACAGAAAAAAUUUGAAUGUGAAGAAUUGACUCGGCAAAAUAUGAUAAAACAAAGAGAAAUUGAAGAAAAAAAUCGAGAAAUGCAAAACCUGAAAAGUCAUAUCGAUGAGUUCAGAAGAAGGAGUGAACGUUAUGAGAGUAUGGAACGGGAUAUGUCAGCGUUGAAAGAGAAUCUAGAUGACGUAAAAAAUCAGAGCUAUACAGUUUGUAUGAGACUCGUCGACACCGAGGAAGAAAAGUCAAGACUACGAGAUCGCAAUAUGAAACUGAGAAUGGAAGUUGACAGACUAAAAGUUGACCUGAAAAAGAUGGAAAGCACUGUUAAUUCUGAACGCAAUGUUUCAUUUCGUCUACGAAGAACUCUUGAAACAGGACCGAGUGUCGCCGUCAUCAGAAAACUACAACAAGAAAUUGAUGAUUUAAAGUUGAAACUGGCCCAGUCUAACAUGGCCAUGACCAAUUUGGAUAACGAUGUUGACACUCGUCUCCAGAUUCUUCACACAGACAAAGAGGAAGCGAUACAAAUGUACGCUGAAGCCACUGAGAAAUUAAAUAAAUUAAGAGAAGAAUUUAAUGAAACCGAGACCCAACGAGACAGAUAUAUUGAAGAAAACGAACAACUGAAUCUUCAAGUAUCUGCUUUGAGUGAUGAUUGUGAAAUGUACAAAACAAGACGUGAUGCGGUGUGGCAACAAUUACAGGAGGUGGAAAAGGAAAGAGACCAGCUUUUGAAAGAACGAAACGAGGCUCAAAUUACAGCACAGAAUCAUAUGGAUGAGAAAACAAAAUAUCGAACUCAGAUUCGAAAACUCGAAGAAAUGCAGGAUCGAUUAUCACACCAAUUACGAGAGAAAGAAAACCAAAUGAGAGAAUUAAUAAACCGUUUGAAAAAAAUGAAAUUGGCGGCAACACCACCAAAUGACGAUAAUGACGCGGAACCUCCUUCCUCAGCAGGCUCAACUAUAACAUCAACCUCAAUAGGGACUGAUGAUCAGGGGUGGGGAUGUACCAGGGCCCGAGUUCGCAAUAUAAAGUCCUUUGAUGAGUUUUCCGUCAAAUCAGAAUUCGACGGCACUGAAGAUCAGAAAACCCUGAGAGUAUCUGGCAACGAUGGAAUCUUUCCUGAAAUCCCACUCGCUGCAAACUACGGAGAAGGAUGCGGAAAAAUUUUGGUUGGAGAAUGUCCUCCAAACAAGCAACGGAAAGUCAGAAUAGCACGCAAGAAACGUACAGACACAAGACAAGCCCCGUCUGGCGCGAGAAGAAAAACCAGCGAAAGCCCAUCUCGGACGUCGUCAACAGAUUCGGAAUAUCAGAGAAAACCAGACGAAGUCGGUUUAACCCUGGUUGAAAUCGACAUAAAGACAGUUCAGGAAUGUGUUAAAUUCAUCGGCGGAAAUCAAAGUGGAAUUUUUAUCAAUCAGAUCGUUGAAUCACCUGGAUGUACGCAGUCUUGCAGUAUGUUGCAACCGGGAAUGCAACUUAUAAAGAUUCGUCAAUCCCAGAAGAAACCUUCAAACUUAUAUAAAUGGACUCUCGAAUACACUUACAACAUGAUAAGAAGUAUCGAAGGUACCGUGGUUCUGAUGUUGGAAUCCAGAGCCAAAGAAUAUCAGGACAUAAAAGAUAAAAUGAAAAGUUCUAGAAUGACAGGCGAUUCUUUUUAUGUCCGGGCAAACUUCAAGUGGACCAGAGACGACAUGUUAACAUUCAACAAAUUUGAAAUUCUUCACGUGAUCAGCACUCAACCAUUCACUGAAUUGCAUUGGUUGGCUUGCAAGAUUGAUCCGUACAACGGAAACAAUUCUUCUAAGAGUGAUGUUAUACCAAGCUAUAAGUAUUGCCUAAAGAACCCGCAACAAGCUGACUUACUUCAAAAGGGACGAAGAUAUACAGAGCCUAGCUUAUUUGCACCAACGGACCCUAGAGAAGUUUCCCCUCAAUUUGGAGCUUCGAUGAGACUGUCAGCUCCUGAUCGUAUGAGCGGAUUGAAGCAUCUCGUAAUAGGAAGACCGGCUGAGGAGCCUCAACAAAGAUAUGAAACAGUCGGUCAGCCCUACACAAUCAUGAAACCUCUUCAAUUGCCGAAAGAAAGACCAAGACCGUGCCUUAUGUUGCCACAAUCUUUAUCAACAAUCUUAGCCUACAAACUCACAACCAUAGCGGAACCACUGCAGUUUGAUUUCCCAGUCCCUGAAUCAUCAAAUUGUGCGGUCAACGUUGUUCGAUCAAGAUUAUACGAUCGUGACGUCAUCUCGUUCAACUCAUUGUCAGAUGAAAAGCAAGAAGUAGUUACAACCAGUUCUGCACAGAAAACUGCUGAUAUGGACAAGCACUGCAUUCUUAGUAUAAACGAGAAUUGCAUCAGCAUAAAAGAAUAUUUGAGAAAACUUCAAGCUGAAGAAAUUUACCCGAUUGUCAUAUUCCUGCAAACAGAUAAACCGAGAACCGUGAAAAUGUUUAUUGAAGAAGACAAGAGCAAGCCAAAUGUUGUCAUCCAAGAUAUGAUCUUGACUGGUGAACAGCUCAAGAGAUUUGGAAUCAACUUUGCUACUGUGCAAUUGGACAGGUGCAACAAAGUAGAGGACGCUGUGCAGAUGGUGAUUGAAAAAGUUGUUGAUGAAACCAACAGAAUAGUUUGGCAGGAAGACGACAGUGAAAUAUUUUUCUGAAUCAUCUGAUUGUACAUCUGGCAAUUGCGCACAAAACGUGCAGUCAUCCAUUCGUGACGAACUAAUAUAUUUGAUAAUGUAAAUGUUUAUUUAUUACUGACCCCGGACUGAGAUUAUUACGUCUUCAUUUAUUUUUCAAUAUUUUUGUAUUUAUUAUUAUUUGAGAACCGAAAUCUUCAGUUUUUGUCCAUGUUUCCGUUCAUUUAAUUCAAAGUUUCUCUAGAUUUGAGAGUUAUUUAAGAGCAAAAUUGGAAUUCAAAUUUCCCCAAGUUCAAAAACUAAAAAUGAACAUGAAAUGAAUAACUUUCAUCGGUUUUUGGAUAUACACUGUGACAAAACUGAACCAGCAUAGCAAAAUUUCAAAUACUAAUGCUUUGAUAUUUGGCAAAUCUUAAUUUAGGUAAAACUUUUGACUGACUUUUAAAAAUUGGAAAUCUGAAAAAAGGCUCAAUUACAAAAAAUUCGAAACUACGAAACACUGCACCAAAUCCAAUGCUAGUAAAAUGUUCAACUCCGUCUUAGUAAAAGUUGCGGGUCGACCUAUUUUCAUCCCAGAGUUAUGCUUGACUUUUGUUUUCUUUUUAUGUCGUCAGUUUAGCAUAAUAGUUUUUGGCAAUUAGGAAUUUUUGGUGAAUAUUUGAGUUGAAUAUCCUACGGUAGUGAAACAUCACAAAUGCUUUUUUGUGCACAUUCAUUCAUUCGAAUGUGCCAUAUUUUCUUUAUUAAAUAAAGAUGAUGUAC
Messenger RNA from Styela clava, 3947 nucleotides. RefSeq names its product caspase recruitment domain-containing protein 11-like. Gene Ontology annotation, biological process: regulation of apoptotic process. Gene Ontology annotation, molecular function: protein binding. The record is from RefSeq and is a predicted model, not a curated record. Lineage: Eukaryota; Metazoa; Chordata; Ascidiacea; Stolidobranchia; Styelidae.